ACGGACUGACUCAGGCUUUCCGCGGACUUGCACAGAAAGAGCUUUCCCCUUAGGACGCAGGGAGGCAAGAGCCGCUGUUGCGCCUGUCCCCUAGGGGCUCGACGGUGGCGGGUUCUGCUCGGAGGAGGGGCUGGUCCUGCGGAGAGGAGCUCAGCUCCCGGGGGCGGGACCGAGCCGCUCCCUCCGCCCCACACACCGCCACCACGACCUCAGCAGAGCGCUCGCACGCCACCGCGUCCCACGGCAGAGGCGGCGGCGAGCUCGAGCCGCUUCGCAGCCCCUUGCCGCAGAGAGGCCGGCAGGAGGCACCGCGAGGGACCCGGCCCGGGGGCCGCCCGCAUCCCCUGCGCGCAGCUGAUCUAAAAUGGUGCCAUUUUAUGUAGAAAACCUGAAAGAAUACAAAUGGAAAAAUUGUGCAAGUAGGUCGUCUGGCCUGUUCAUUGAAAACCUCCAGCUUAACACUGGACACCGAGGCAUUAUGCGGGUCAGGAUAUACUGAAAACAACUCAAGAUAAAUCCAGGGAGGCAGGAAACCAUAAAGUCACCAAGACCACAUUCAGGCAAGAAAUACAAAGACAGCACAAGUACCAAUGGUUGAUAUAUUUAUUGGUUGUAUGAUGCAUUUGAAGCCGUCUCAAUACUGUCAGUUCUGAGCCUGCACAUUUGUUUGGACGCCUUCCUCCCAACCUCAGACUGCUUUUCACGGAUACAAUGAAAGGACAGAAAGUUUUACAGCUUCAACCUUCACCUGUCUUUGCAUAACAGCAUAUUUUCAUCAGAAAUUUCACCUGGGCCACAAGCCACCAUGGAUGGGAACCCUGAUGCCCUUGUGGGUCAAAAGAACACAAGCGACAGCAGCAAGGGAGGCGACAGCCCGGGAGCCCAGCAAGGUUCUGUGAUGAAGACAGAUUCAUUGACUAUGACUGACGUGCAAUCUGUGAUCGACAGCUUCGCAGCUUCAGGAAGGGCCGGCCGCCGCAAUGCCUUACCCGACAUUCAGAGUUCAAUGGCAGCUGGUGGAUCCUCAGAGCUUCCCAUCAAGCUGGAGUCAGUGUCCGUGAAGGAAGAUGUAAAACAGAAUGGUGAAGAGAAAGACCAAGACCAACUGGAAAAGCCCCUAAAUGAGGAAAAAUGAAGCCUUAGAAUUUAUCAAGGGUGUUGAUUUUGUGCUCACUGAGAGACAUAAUGACUAUGCAUUCCUGAGGUGUUCGAUUUGGUAGUAACUAUGGCAAUGUGAGUGUUUUUAGGUAAUUGUGUUGUGAUUCUCUGUCCUUAAGCUGCAACCAUGAUGCCCAAAUAAGUUAUUAAAAAGCAUUACUUUCAAAUCGCAACCAAGGCAGGACACACUGUCUAUACACUCAGCGAGAUCUGCUGUCUAUUUUGGGAUUUGCUUAGUCACAUACAUGUUUUAUUCUGUUCUUAUCAAGUUAGGACAUGUUUCUUGAUAUGUAUAAACCAAAACCUACUAACUUAAUACUUUGUAGAAUUUGUAGGAAAUUAUAUUUUUUGGUGAGAUGGAAUUAAUGAUAAAAAUCACACAUAUACAAUGUGUUUAUUUUUAAUCACAGUUACACCCUAUUCCCCCCAAAUAUUAGGAGCGAUCUGGAAAUAUUGUAAAAGUCAUGACAACAUAAACAUCUACAGGAUGUUUUUGUAUAAUGUAUUUUGCAUCUAGUCUGUGUAUACUGUCAUUUUUCAUGUGGACCCACAGAAUGUAAAAUUUGUGACAAAAUUGCUUAUCUGCAACAUGUGUGUUAAAAUAAACUUCACUAUAUUCCUUAA
This is a messenger RNA of Meriones unguiculatus (Mongolian gerbil), 1782 nucleotides long. RefSeq names its product cAMP-dependent protein kinase inhibitor beta (gene Pkib). The transcript is spliced from 8 exons. Gene Ontology annotation, cellular component: cytoplasm; nucleus. Gene Ontology annotation, biological process: negative regulation of cAMP-dependent protein kinase activity. The coding region runs from base 806 to 1135 and encodes 109 amino acids. The record is from RefSeq and is a predicted model, not a curated record. Gene Ontology annotation, molecular function: cAMP-dependent protein kinase inhibitor activity. Lineage: Eukaryota; Metazoa; Chordata; Mammalia; Rodentia; Muridae.